Elaeis guineensis (African oil palm) is the source of this 2589-nucleotide messenger RNA. RefSeq names its product transcription factor bHLH140. Gene Ontology annotation, biological process: single strand break repair. NCBI's taxonomy places the organism in Eukaryota, Viridiplantae, Streptophyta, Magnoliopsida, Arecales, Arecaceae. Gene Ontology annotation, molecular function: mismatched DNA binding; DNA 5'-adenosine monophosphate hydrolase activity; single-stranded DNA binding. The record is from RefSeq and is a predicted model, not a curated record. Gene Ontology annotation, cellular component: nucleus.
ACACCGCACCUCCUUGUGCGAGACACACACCGUUUGCGGCCUUCUCCUCCCCCACCCACUGGCCUACCGCCCUCACCGCCAGAGUCGCAGCGCACGCACCCAAACCCUUGGGCCUUGGCAAUGGAGGAAAAAGAUUCGUCGGCCCUCCAACGAGAAGAAGAGAAGGAGAAGAAGGAAAGCUUGGUGGUGAUUCUGGUGGGACCCCCAGGCAGCGGCAAGACCACCUUCUGUAACGAUGUCAUGAGCUCCACCCGCCGUUGCUGGGUUCGGAUCUGCCAGGAUACUAUUGCAAGUGGAAAAGCUGGAACAAAAUCACAGUGCUUAAAGAGUGCAGCUGAUGCACUGAAGGAUGGUAAAAGUGUUUUCAUUGAUAGAUGCAACUUGGAGAGAGAUCAGCGUGCUGAUUUUCUGAAGCUUGGUGGAGCACAAGCAGAUGUACAUGCAGUAGUCCUUGAUCUUCCUGCUCGGCUUUGUAUUUCCCGGUCAGUGAACCGGACAGGGCAUGAAGGGAACUUGCAAGGAGGAAAAGCUGCUGCUGUUGUUAAUCGCAUGCUACAAAAGAAAGAACUACCCCAGCUGAGUGAAGGAUUCUCUCGGAUUACAUUUUGUCAGAAUGAAAAUGAUGUUAAAAAUGCAGUCAAAACGUACAGUGCACUGGGUCCAUCUGAUACCCUUCCAUCUGGAGUGUUUGGCCAGAAGAGCAAGGAUGCAAAAGUCCAGCUUGGGAUAAUGAAAUUUCUGAAGAAAGUAGAUAUACAAGAGAAUAAAACAUCGGGCAAAUGUAAUGUGAUAGAUGACAAUAAUUCUCAAGAUUCUGUUCCAAGACAAGAAAGUUGUGGAAAAUAUUCAUGCUCCACGGAAGUUGAAGUGGAAAAUGAGGAUAAGAAGGGGAGUGACACUUUGGAGAAAUCUUCUGUUGGUGAUCUUUCCUUGAAUGAGGUUCAUACGCUAGCUUUCCCAUCCAUUUCAACAGCGGAUUUUCAAUUUGACCUUGAGAAGGCAUCAGACAUUAUAGUAGAGAGUGUUGCUGAUUUUUCGAGAAAGGUUGAUAAUGUCAGACUUGUUCUGGUCGACCUGAGUCACAAAUCAAAUAUCUUGUCUUUGGUUAGGGCUAAGGCUGCAGAAAGAAACAUUGACUCUAAGAAAUUCUUCACAUUUGUUGGAGAUAUUACUCAGCUGUACACAAAAGGAGGCCUACGUUGUAAUGUCAUUGCCAAUGCUGCCAACUGGCGGUUAAAACCUGGAGGUGGAGGGGUCAAUGCAGCCAUAUUCAAUGCAGCAGGCAAAUCACUGGAAACUGCAACCAAGGAAAGAGCUGAAACUCUGAGCCCAGGGAUCUCUGUUGCCAUCCCUCUUCCCUCAACUUCUCCCCUGUAUAGACGCGAAGGAGUUACCCAUGUCAUACAUGUUCUUGGACCAAACAUGAAUCCACAGAGACCAAACUGUCUUAAAAAUGACUAUGUCAAAGGAUGCAAGGUUCUUCGUGAUGCAUACUCAUCACUCUUUGAGAACUUUGCAUCUAUCUCAAAAUGCUGUCUUCAGAAGGAAGGCAAUGGAGAUUCUGGAUCUAAAUAUUCUGAUCCACAAAGAAAUCUCAUGGAAGGAACUACCAGUGAGCAGUUUCCACAGAGUGAUCAGAAGAUCAAACGAGAGGACUCUUAUGAUUUUGAGAGAAACAAAAGAUCCAAAGGAAUUCUAGCUGGAUCAGGUUCAAAGGACAAAUAUAAUAUGCAGCAUGACCAUGAUGGAUUUGCAAAGUCUGGAAUCCAUUCUGAUGCAUCAAAAUCCAAUGAUAGGGACAGAAAGACUGCUGUUGCUAUGAAAAGAACAUGGGGAUCUUGGGCCCAAGCUCUUUAUGAGAUUGCCAUGCAUCCUGAAAAGAAGCACAAGAAUGCUGUCAUAGAGAAAUCAAAUGAAUAUGUUGUUUUAAAUGAUCUGUAUCCCAAGGCAAAAAAGCAUAUCCUGGUGCUUUCAAGAUUGCAUGGUCUCGACUGUCUUGCAGAUGUCCAGAAAGAACACCUUCCUUUGUUGAAACAAAUGCAUGCUGUGGGAGUGCAGUGGGCUGAAAAAUUCUUAAGUGAAGAUGCUUCUUUAGUAUUUAGACUUGGAUAUCAUUCAGUCCCAUCAAUGAGGCAAGUGCACCUUCAUCUUAUAAGCCAGGAUUUUGACUCGGCACACUUGAAGAACAAAAAGCACUGGAACUCUUUUAAUACCGCCUUUUUUCGUGAUUCUACUGACGCAAUAGAGGAAAUUGAUAAGUAUGGAGCAGCAAAGAUAAAUGAUGAGGAGAAGUUGUUGACAAUGGAGUUACGCUGCCACAGAUGUCGGAGUGCACAUCCUAACAUCCCAAGGCUUAAAUCCCAUCUUGCUAAUUGCAAAGCUUCCUUUCCCUCUCAUCUUCUCCACAAUGGCCGACUUGUGUCAGCUUCGUCAAAAACUGUAAGUGAAAAACCUUGAACUGGGACGUUGGAGUUUUCAGUAUCGUGCCAUGGUUUUGUUUGUGGAUAUUGCGCUGUAGGUAUAUGACAAUGAAAUGAAACAAAAAUCCUCUGGAUAAGGAAAAUUUUCUGGCUAUUUUCUGUCCGAUUU